AUGUCCAGACCUGAUCAAGAAGCAAUUGAUACUUUCAUGAGCAUCACUGGUGUAUCUGAGGCCGCUGCUAUUCAGAAACUCGAGGAGCAUCAUGGCAACCUGAAUGAGGCUGUCAAUUCACAUUUCAGUGAAGGAGAUAGAAACAUAACGCAAGAUGCAACUUUUGCUGCUCCUCGGGAUGAUGUUAUGGAUAUAGAUGACCCCAUUCUGGCUGAAUCACGCAGACCUUUUCCACUAUUACCCUCUGCUAGAGAUCUGAAUCCAUUUUCUUUACAUGAUCCCUACUUCACCAGAACUGUAAAUGAUAGAGGUUCUGGUUUUGGUAAUCGUGCAUCUUUUGUUUCACAUCCAAGAGAGGUGAGGGAGAUCCCAAUUGAAGUGAAGGAUGGGAAUGGACCUUCUGACCAGUCUGGUUCUGCUCCUGUAAUUGAAGAUGUCACUGAAACGGCACAUCAAGGACCAGAAGUCCGUGGGACUGUCACAGUAGACGACGACGACGACGACGAUGAAGAUUAUGUACCAGAUGAACCAAUUGCACGUGCUUCUAGGCACAGAGAACGAAAUAGCUCAACGCGUCGUGGACCAAAUGCUCCCUCUAUUGUUGAUGUUCCCGACUACAACAAUGAUAUAGAAGAAGAAAUGAUCCGAGCUGCCAUCGAGGCUUCCAAACAGGAUGCUGGAAUGUUAAAUCAACAAUAUGAUGAUCAACUUGAUAUUAGGAAUCCCACUCAUCAGCCUAGGCAGUCUCGCCUAGAAGAUCCUGAGCUUGCACAUGCAGUUUCUAUAUCAUUGAAGACAGCAGAGCAAGAGAAAGUGCAGCAAGAACUGGAAGGAAAAGUUGGAGGGUCAAAACGGGAAGAUCAGAAAUCAGCUGAGGUGGAGGAAUUGGGCAAAUUAACAUCCUCAACUCCAAGGCAACCUUGGUUGGAGGUUGGAAGUUCAUCCAUUCAAGAUGAAGCAGAAGAUGCAGAUGAGCAUCCACUAGUUAGGCAUGGGAGGAGACAAUCACAAGUGUCUUCGGGUUCUGCUGACACUACUACCCAAAAUAUCAAAGAAAUAGAUGUUAGCCCACCAUCAAGUCCUAGACAGCAUGACAGCAUUCGUCAUAUGCAGCACAAUGGAAGUGACUUCCCCUCUGAUGAGUGGGGUGGCAUCUCAUCCGAGGAACAUGAUGAAGCAGUAAUGCUCGAGGCUGCAAUGUUUGGUGGCGUUCCUGAAGGAAGCGGAUAUCAUGUCCCUUAUGUACCUCAUCAACUCAUGCAGAAUGGUUUAGAUAGACCUAUUGGUCCUUACCCGAGGCAUAUGCCUCGUCCUCCAUCUCCUUCUCUUACUGCUCAGCGAUUGAUACGGGAACAGCAGGAUGAUGAGUAUCUUGCUUCAUUACAAGUUGACAGAGAGAAGGAAUUGAAGGCCCAGGAAGAAGCUGAAGCUGCUCUUGCAGAAGAGAAGCGCAAGGAGGGGGAAUUGCGAAGAAAAAUGGAAGAGGAACAGGAAAUUGAGAGAGAAUUAGCAGCAAAAGAAGCUUCCCUCCCUCAGGAACCAACAUCAGAUGAUGAGAAUGCUGUUACUCUUCUUGUGCGAAUGCCUGAUGGCAGUAGGAGAGGUCGGAGAUUUCUCAAGUCAGACAAGCUUCAGUAUCUUUUUGACUUCAUUGAUGUUGGCAGAGGGAUCAAACCUGGCAGUUACAGAUUGGUGAGGCCGUACCCUCGACGUGCUUUUAGUGAUGGAGAGCGUAACUCGACUCUCAGCGAAUUGGGUUUGACCAGCAAGCAAGAAGCCUUGUUUCUGGAGUCAAUAUAG
This is a messenger RNA of Fraxinus pennsylvanica, 1800 nucleotides long. The record is from the annotation of a GenBank genome assembly. Lineage: Eukaryota; Viridiplantae; Streptophyta; Magnoliopsida; Lamiales; Oleaceae.